AUGGCUCAAAUAAAAGACCUCGAGAAAAUGGAGAUCAAGACCACCAAACUCCAAAAUGAUAAUGUUUUCCUAAAACGAUGUAAGAAGAAUAACAUCAUCCCACACGGAUUGAGAAUAAAAAAUCAAUGGCUGGACAUCCCGUCAACCCGAAAACGAUUCCAAAAACUGGAGCAAGACCUGUUGAAAGACAUCAUCAACUACAACUACGGAACUCUUGCGAAAUUGAAGAGAGAAAUAGAUGAUACCAAGACCCAAAUUUUGACAAUAUGCACAGAGCACCAUCAUGCAAUUUUUGAUUUUAUCAACACGUCCAAACUGAAAUACAACACAGAAGUGAAGCAGAAACAAAGAAACAAAUUUGACCGACUCCAGCAAACCCAAAAACUUACCCCAAGAAUCAAUUCCCACCCACAUCCUUCUAUCCAUGUGAAACGAAGCAGCAUCGUCAACCUUUCAAAUAAAACUCUUACCGAAGACGAGACCGAAAUCUUGGAGCUCGGUUUGAACUAUGCAGUUCCUUUACGCAACCAAUCUGAACUCAUUGUGGGAUCAGGCAUCUCUCUAGAAUGCUGUUUACAAGAUCUUGAAAUAUCCGAAGAAAAGGAAGACUCUGUACUACGCGGACUCUCAAGAAUAUUGUCUUCAUACAAAAAUCGACCCGACAACAAUAUUAAAUCAUACCAAUGGAUCCCUCCAAAAAUUAGAUCAAUUAAACAAGACAAGAAUAUCAUUAUUUGUCCUGCAGACAAGGGGAAUGCAACACUUAUAAUGAACAAAGAUGAUUACAACAACAAAAUCAUGGAUAUGCUGACUGAUCCAUCGUAUGAAAUGAUUCGAGAAAAUCCAACCACAAGACUAGAAAAAGAAAUUCAAAUCAAAUUGAAGUCCCUCCGUACACCAAUGUGCUCUCCAAUCAGUCCCGUUUUCGCCGAACUAUACAUGCAGUACUUUGAAUCUCAAGUUGUACAAGACCACCCAAAAAUUGACCUUUACCGACGUUUCGUGGAUGAUUCUUUCUGCAUUAUUAACGAUGACGCAACACUAGAUUUACAAAAAGAAUUCAAUCAAUUCAACAAACAUAUCCAAUUUACUUAUGAAGAAGAAGAAAAUGGACAAAUAUCUUUUUUAGACGUGACGCUAAUUAGAGACGAAGAAAAUCAACUCUGGAGAAAGGUGUUUAGGAAAGCUACUCACACCGGACGUUACUUAAAUUAUUCAUCAUACCAUCAUCCAUCGCACAAGAUCUCCGUGAUUGAUGCAUUACUAUAUCGUGCUUUUAUAAUUUCUGAUCCCGAAUAUCUUGAGGAAGAAAUUCAGCAUAAUUGUUCUAACAUGGUUGUCUGGAUCCUGAUGACACAUGAGGUCGAUGGUGUGGGUAAAGACGGCGUAAAUAGUGAAAUCGGCCAAGUGGUUAUAAAUGGCCUCAUUUUCGCCAUCCGGAAGGAAGGAUCGUGCGCAUUGAAGACCAUCCUCAUCAGAAAAUGCUCUGAGGUGGAUGGAUUCGCCUGCGAUUGGAAACCCAUGAAUACUCUCACGGCUGUUGACAAUGACAAAUAUGUCUAA
Messenger RNA from Folsomia candida, 1563 nucleotides. RefSeq lists its product as uncharacterized. Lineage: Eukaryota; Metazoa; Arthropoda; Collembola; Entomobryomorpha; Isotomidae. The record is from RefSeq and is a predicted model, not a curated record. The transcript has 3 exons. Bases 1 to 1563 code for a protein of 520 amino acids.